Molecule: messenger RNA, 5448 nt
Organism: Enterobius vermicularis (human pinworm)
Lineage: Eukaryota; Metazoa; Nematoda; Chromadorea; Rhabditida; Oxyuridae
Source: the annotation of a GenBank genome assembly
AUGCGUUGUGAAAUCUGUAGGGUGGCUGUACAGCUUGAACAGAGUUUGGGUGAGAUUUUUCACACAUUCGGUUCACUUUAUGAGAUACUCCAACAUUUUCCUGUUAGUCAAAAGUGCGUCCAUAAUUACGUCACUAGCCCAGAUGUUUCGCGAGGCCUUAUCACAAAAAACGUAACAGAAGCCCAGACUGCGGUUCUUGAAUACUUAUGGAGUGUCGGUCAGUCUGUGGUUUGCGGAGUAGAAGAGAAGAAUAACGAGGAAAUUCUUAUGAAAGCCAAACUGGAAAAUGAAUCGAAAGCAGAUUGUACUGAAUCAGACGACUGUAACUCACACUCAGAAGAAAGAAAGGACGACGAAUUACAUUUAUUUAUGAAAAAAAUUUUGAAAAUUAGUCCGAAGAUCUUGUUCGCUCCGUCAGGUGGUGAUGUUGAUAGAGUGAUCAGUAAAAUGAAUGAAAGUUUGACGUUAAUUGCUGCUGGCGAGCAUUUGGCAGGUGAAAUACUGGAAUUCACUACUGAUUUGAAAGGUGCUUUAGAAAGUGAUACUGAUUCUUCAAAAAAUGGGAUUUUUGGCGUUUUCUCGUCUGCUUCGGGAAAUAACAGCUUCUACAAAGUUUUUCAAGGUUGUGGGGAAGGAGAAUCAAAAACUAGUUGCUUAAUUCAUAGAACGGAAUUGAUGCAGGCUGCAGCGUGUACGUGUUUGGACGCUUUUAAUGGAAGUAACUUAGAUUUUUUUAAGGGGUUUUCAAGUGAAAAGGAGCUUGUAAAUUACUUUAUCAACAACGCCACGCGCGACAACGUAACUGUUAUUGCAAGUUUGGUGUUUAAUGUUACAAAGUCUUCGAUUUUUCCACCGCACAUUGUGUAUAAAAUUAGACAGAAUAUUUCAAUGACUCCUACAACCUAUGCUGCAAAAACAUUAUUCCGCUACCCGGGGCCACGCGAUUAUGAUGACAGUUAUUAUAAAUUCGGGUUUCUCUUUAUUCAAGUUAGUACUCUACUUUCUUUUCAGGAUUUAGUUGAAAGAAGCGUAAUUGAUGUCGUUAAUGGCUUCACUGUAAGCGAGCCUGGAACUUAUAUUCACGAGGAACCUUUCCCAUGUUUCAUUUAUGAUAAUGCAUCAUCCAUGAUAAUGUCAAAUUUUUUAGAUGAUGUGUGUUAUGGGAUUGAGUCCAAAUACGUUAUGGUUGUCGUGGUUCUUGACAGAAUUUAUAAUUGUGUCAUUUACUAUAUUUCUUCUGACACUUCUUCUGCGGUAUGGAAAGCUAUUGCCGCUUUCCAAUCCGAUACUAAUUUUUCUUUUCUUGGAGGAGUUUUGCACAGCGACGAUUUUGAUGGGGUAGCACAAAUUGUACAAAUGCUCUUAUUAUCAUCUCUGUAUUCGAAAGCAAGGAUUGCAAUCGUUGGUUCAGGAACUAUUUAUCUCCUUUCUUAUUUUCCAUGCGUAUUUAUUGCUGUUCGGGAGCAUGCAAUUCAAAAACCUGUGCCGUUCAUAUUCAAACUUAUGAGUUCCCUCAGUUCAACGUCUGCUUUUGGCAUGGCUAUGAAAAGCCUAUUUUACUUUGAAUCGACCGGAACUGGUUGCAAUUUUACUAAUUUUUUCAAAUCUCCUGUUGAUGAAGAUGCCUUUAGCGUUGCUUGGGCAAUGGGGCUUAUACUUUUUGAUUGCUUAAUAUACAGCUGCUUAACUAUUUAUUUUGACAAGGUCCUUGGAAAUUCUGGAGUAAAAUGUAAAUGGUAUUUUCCAGUAACUUCGCUUUUUGACUCUUCCUUAUAUUUAUUGGGUAUAAAAGGUGCCAGUCUUUCUUCCCAAGACAUGGUAUCGUCUCAAUCGGCUAGGUCGCCAGUUGAAAGGGAUUAUGAGGAAUAUGAUCGUGCUUCUGAAGGUUGUGAAAUUGCUGUUUCUCUGGAAAGUGUAUACAAAUUUUUUGGUUCUCGUGUAGCGGUUUCUAACGUUUCUUUGAGCAUGUACAUGGACCAAAUCACAGUCCUCUUAGGUCAUAAUGGAGCGGGAAAGACGACAACUAUGAACAUCAUAACCGGGUUUUGUGCACCUUCAAGUGGGAAUGUCAUUAUUGAGGGACGUAAAAUUGUCAGUAGGCGAGAUGUUCUUAAUUCUUCGUUAGGGCUGUGUCCUCAGCAUAAUGUUCUCUUCGACAAUUUAACAGUACGAGAACACCUUUACUUUUAUGCAACAUUAAAGAGUGACCCUCAGCGCUGUGAAAAUGAUAUUUAUGACCAAGUUGAUACUAUGCUUCAUGACUUGAAGUUGUACGAGAAGCGUUACGAAAUAGUUGAUGCUCUCUCAGGAGGUAUGAAGAGGAGACUGUCGGUCGCAGUGUCAUUUAUAGGAGGAUCCAACGUUGUUAUUCUCGAUGAACCUACAGCAGGAGUUGAUCCUUUUGCAAGACGUGCUAUUUGGGAUUUUAUCACCAGUUACAGAAAAGGCCGAUCCAUUAUGAUUGCAACUCAUUUAAUGGAUGAAGCUGACGUUCUUGCUGAUAGAAUAGCAAUUAUGUCGGGAAUCUCCAGUUUCUGUUCAAAGUAUGGUCCAGUGCCGACUUUUUUUAGCAGUUCCUGUAACGAAAAAACUUUUCGGUUGAAAGGGUGGGAGGAUAGUGAGAUGAUUGGGCUUUUAACUGCUCUAGAGACAGAUGAAAACUUACAUGAGUUGGAUGUAAUGUCAUAUGGUCUUAGAGACUCUACGCUUGAAGAGUGUCAUCAACUUUCUAAACAAGGUCUAUUUUCAGUUUCCUUAGAGCAUCUUCUGCAUCAUAUAAUUUACAAGUGCCUGAAAUCGAGACUUUCUGCAGUAGAUAUUUCUGUCAGAAUUGUUUUUAUAGUAGUUUUUAUUGCUGGAGCAAUGGGGGUAGCAUUACCUGCGAUAAUAAUGGAAACACCACCACCGUUGAAACUGAAUACUUUUCAGUACACUAACAUUUCGUUAAAACAACCAAACUGCUUAUACUUUACAUAUGAAAGCGCUUUUGGAAGCAAAAAGCAUUAUACACUUUCGUCAAUGCUUGUAAAGUCACUGUAUAGCGUUCCUGGUGUAGGAGCGGAAUGCCUUAUCGCAAAUAGUUCCCACAAGCAUUUAGACGCGGACCUUCCAGAAAAUAUAAAAUAUAUGCACAAAACAGUGACUUAUGAUUUUCUGAUUAGUGACUGUCGUCGGCGCAACGGUUUCUCAAAAGCACAGCAGAAACUUCUGCGUUCAUUCAUGGUGCCUGAUUACGUUCGUCCACGAAGCGCAACAGGUGUGGAAUAUGUCAAUUAUCCGGAGUGUAUUUGUCUGAACCGAGGCACAGGGCAGAUCUGCAGUGGCGGGAACGAUAGCGCACGUCAUCGUCAGUUGAUGACUGGCGAUAGAUUGUACGAUCUCACUGGUGUUAAUCUUACGAAAUAUGGCGGGUUGAGUUUUGGGCUUAAAAAAAAAGUUGUCCCGGAUAACUUCAACACUGAAGGUACACCAAGUCUGCGUUUUAUGGCUGUCCGGCAUUUGUCAAAGGUAUGGUUCAAUAAUCGUGGCUUGCAUGCAGUGCCUAUUUUUCUAAAUGUUCACAACAACGCUCUGCUUCGUGCUUCUAUUCGGCAGAAUCCAAAAUUUUCUUCUCAUAAUCCGGGAGCGUACGGGAUUACUUUAAUAAAUCAUCCAAUGGAAGGUUCUGCAACUAUUAUUGAUAAAAUUCGGGUCAUGGAAAGCAAUGAUGUCUUGAUUGCUGUAUUUCUUGUUGCUGGCAUGUCGUUUGUCCCAGCAUCAUUUGUUUACUUUUUGGUCUAUGAACGUGCAUCAUUUGCCCUUCACCUUCAGACCAUGGCCGGUCUUGGCAGCCUUGUUUAUUGGUUUGCUAACCUGUUGUGGGAUCUUAUAAGCUAUUGUUUGUCAGCGCUAACAUGCGCCCUUACCAUUAGAUUGAUUGCAACUCCUUUGUAUAAUCGAUAUGAAAAUUUUUUGGGGAUAACAAUACUGGUUCUGGUAUAUGGUGCUUCUACUACUCCGUUAAUUUAUCUUUUAUCUUUCACAUUUGACGACGCGUCAAAUGCCCUUGUAGCUACGCUUUUCGGCCUCAAGGAUGCAUCUAUAGCGGCACUUGGUGAAAUAGUUCAUAAAAUUUUUCUUAUAUUUCCUGGCUUUUGCUUGGGUAGCGGUGCUAUGGAAAUUGCGUUUAAUGACUAUUACAAUCAGUAUUACGAAUUUAUAGGAAAACCAAACAAGAAAAAGUCUCCAUUCAGGAAAGAUAUUCUGUUCGAGAAAAUCUUCGCGAUGUGUUCCGUUGGCGUUAUGUCGUUUUUGCUAACAUUGCUCUCUUCUACGUCUUUUGAAAGGGUUUCUGAUGGGUUGCCUGAACAUAUUAAUGACAAAGAUGUUGAAUUAGAACGGCUUCGAGUUCUGCGUGGAGACGCCGAUGACGACAUAAUACGAAUUGAUUCUGUUAGUAAAUUUUAUAAAAAACGCUCAAAGCAAAGAACAAGUGGAAUUUUGGUUGCUGUUGACGAACUGUGCUUGGGUAUACCUGAAGGCCAGUGUUUUGGCCUACUCGGGGUAAAUGGUGCGGGAAAAACAACUUUAUUCAAGCUUCUUACAGGAAUUCUUCCUACCAAUUCUGGAAAUCUUUUUAUAUGUUCAAAAAAUAUUAAAGAAAGACCGGAUAUGCUGUCUAAAGUUGGUUACUGUCCUCAGUUUGAUGCUUUGUACGAUGAGCUCACUGUUCGUGAACAUUUUUUCUAUUAUUCGCUGGUUCGUGGCUAUAGCUGUUCGUCAGCUGGUGCUCUCAUUGAAGAACUCCUAAUUCGUUUGAACCUUUCAAGUUAUAGAGAUAUGUGUGCUGGAGUUUUAAGUGAAGGUAAUAAACGGAAACUGUCGGUUGCUUUGGCUUUGAUCGGAAUCCCCAAAGUGCUGAUUUUGGAUGAACCAACAGCCGGAAUGGAUCCAGCUGCUCGGCGAUUUAUACAAGGUCUUAUAAAAGGUCUUUCACUUAGUGGUCGGUCUGUCUUGUUCUCUUCGCACAGUAUGGAGGAGUGUGAGAUUUUGUGCGAGCGUCUAAGCAUCAUGGUAAACGGUCGAUUAAGAUGCCUUGGCAGUUGCCAGCACCUUAAAAACGUCUAUGGAAAUGGUUAUUCAAUUCGAUUGAGGUUUAAGAAAGACCGGCAGGAUAAAGACAUAGCAAAUGCCUCUCGGUUUCUUUUGAAAAAUGUCCCAGAAGCUGUUCUUAAAGAAACUCACUUUUGUUAUGCACAUUUUGAAGUUGCUGACGUGAGGCUCAGUUAUCUUUUCACUGUAUGCAGUAAUCUUUGCAAACAAGAAUCAUUCGGAGUUGAGUACUAUUCAGUGUCUCAAAACAAUCUUGAUAAUGUAUUUAUCUCUUUCGUUCGUGAACAAUGUGAGUCCGAAAAAGAUUACGGUAGUUCUAGUAGCGCUAAAAACUGUUCUCUGGCUGUGACAAAGUAG